AAAAAACAAAGUUUUCCCAAAAACCUCCAUUGAUUCAAAUUCCUUCAAGUAAAUACACCUUUAAAAAAUAAAUAAAUAAAUAAAGAGUGGGAAGAAGAGCUCUCAAAGUUUCUACAAACACUUGUUUUGGGAGAGUUGUAGUUUCAUAAAAGGGAAAGUGAAAGGAAAACCAGGAGGAAAAGAGAAAGUUUUCUAGUGAUCAUCAUCAUCAUCUUCUUCUUCUUCUUCUUCUUUAGAUAAGAUUCAUAAGGCCAUGAACCGAGGUGUGUUGCAGAGCUCACCGGUGCAGCAACUGAUGGCCGGAAACCCUAACUGGUGGAACAUCAACACCAUGCGCCCACCAACUCAUCAUCACCAACAAGCGGCGGCAGUGGCGGCAGCACCUUCUCCUUUCUUGCAUCCUCCUCCCACUACUUUCUUCUCUCACACACCCACUUCUUCUUCUUCGUCUUCUUCAUCUUCUUCACUUCCCGUUCCUUCUUGGCAUGAUAAUAACCAGGAGCUUCCUGAGUCAUGGAGUCAACUUCUCUUGGGUGGAUUGGUAGGAGAAGAAGAAAAGGGGGGUGAUAUAGGACAGUUUCAAGCGUUACACCAAGUCUCAAAUGCUAAUUCUGUUGUGGAUGUGAAACAAGAAAACUCUGCAAGCAGCUAUGUGUAUGGACAUGCAAGUGAAGAUUUUCAUCAUCACCAGGCGAAUAAACCAGCUUGGUUUCACCAGAUAUCGUCAGCUGCUUCAUCACCUAAGUCCAGUGUCACAAGUUUCAGCAGUAACAUGUUGGAUUUUUCAGGCAACAAAGCUGAACAUGGGAGGCAGCCACAGCCAGAUCGGUCUUCUGAGUGUAACAGCACUGCAACAGGGGGGCCAUUGAAGAAGCCUAGGGUUCAACCUUCUGCAACCCAAUCUACCUUAAAGGUGAGGAAGGAAAAAUUAGGAGACAGGAUUACAUCACUUCACCAGCUAGUUUCUCCAUUCGGGAAGACUGACACAGCGUCUGUAUUGUCAGAAGCUAUUGGGUACAUCAGAUUCCUUCAGAGUCAAAUUGAGGCUCUCAGCUUACCUUACUUGGGCAGUGGAUCAGCUAACAUGAGGCACCAACAACAAUCUGAUUGUAAAGAAGAAGCAAAGAAAGACCUGAGGAGUAGAGGGCUGUGCUUGGUUCCAGUAUCAUGCACGCUUGAAGUAUGGAGUGGUGACAAUGGAGCUGAUUACUGGGCACCUCCACCUGCUCUGGGUGCUGGAUUUUUCCGAUAGGAGAAUUACUAGGCUUUAUUUAGAACUAUUAGAAGAUGAAAAAAAAUAAAAAGAAAAAAGAUUAAAAACACAAGAGAUCUCAUCAUUGAUGAAAAAUGAUAUAACAUCAUGAGCAGUCACUCUUCGAAUUUUUUUUAAUUAAAAAAAAAAAGUUGCAAGGCUGAUUGCUCAUGAUGCUAUACAAGAUCUUUCUUUCUUUGGAGUAUUUCGUCGAUCAUGUUGGUAUUUCGUCGAUCAUGUUGUGUGCUUAGCUCAAGCCUUGUGAUUUGUAAGAACUAUCUCUCUCUUUCUAAUUUACUACUAAUUAAGAUAUAAGCUUAGCUGCUAAACUAUUUGCGUUUACUUAUGUAUGUAUAUCCACUAGUAUGAAUUUGACUGAAAUUACCAGAUGUAAUAUUGAACGUCAAUUCAUCGAAUAUUAUAUUAAAAUAUAUUGCCCUUUUUCUAUCUUAA
Molecule: messenger RNA, 1705 nt
Organism: Gossypium raimondii (Peruvian cotton)
Lineage: Eukaryota; Viridiplantae; Streptophyta; Magnoliopsida; Malvales; Malvaceae
Product: transcription factor bHLH68
Exons: 7
Coding region: 254-1252 (332 amino acids)
Biological process (GO): regulation of transcription by RNA polymerase II
Cellular component (GO): nucleus
Molecular function (GO): DNA-binding transcription factor activity, RNA polymerase II-specific; RNA polymerase II cis-regulatory region sequence-specific DNA binding; protein dimerization activity
Source: RefSeq, a predicted model, not a curated record